This is a messenger RNA of Kwoniella mangroviensis CBS 8507, 2883 nucleotides long. RefSeq lists its product as uncharacterized. Lineage: Eukaryota; Fungi; Basidiomycota; Tremellomycetes; Tremellales; Cryptococcaceae. Gene Ontology annotation, biological process: carbohydrate metabolic process; N-glycan processing. The coding region runs from base 1 to 2883 and encodes 960 amino acids. Gene Ontology annotation, molecular function: carbohydrate binding; alpha-glucosidase activity. The record is from RefSeq and is a predicted model, not a curated record. Gene Ontology annotation, cellular component: glucosidase II complex. The transcript has 11 exons.
AUGAUGAGGUCCUUACUUUCUCCCCUUUCCCUCUUCUUGGUCCUAUCUCUCAUCUUACUACCAAACACGAUGGGAGUCAAAGAAGAGGAUUUCAAGAAAUGUUCCCAAUCAUCUUUCUGUAGGAGAUUACGAUCCAUCGCCAAUAAACAGGAAUCAGCACCGAGCGGUACUUUCAAUUCACCCUAUUCGUUAUCACCUCCUCAAGCUAUCCAAGAUGGAGCUUGGAAAUGGCCAUUGAAGUCCUCUUUGUACCCCGAAAUCAAAUUCGAACUUCGUGCUGAUGUCUUGGCUGAAGGUGAUGGUAUGAUAAGGCUUAGAAUAGAUGAAAUUGAUUCUACAACCCCUUUUAAAAGAUAUCACGAAACUGCUCGUUGGGCAUUGCUCGAUACAAAUCCAUCUCUAUCUUCAUCAGCUACUAUCAAAACUACAUCCGGAAAAAGUACUAUCACCUAUGGGCCUUCAAGCUCGAAACUUUCUUUGGAGAUCCAACAUUCACCACUGAAGAUCACCCAGUUGAGAAAUGGUAAACCGGAAAUCGUAUUUAACGAAAGAUCGUUAUUCCACAUGGAACAUUUCAGGAUCAAGGAUGUUGAGAAAACCGAAGAGAUCCUGAGUGAAUCUGAACAAGUGGUUCUGAAAGGUGAAGAACAGGAUAGAAGUUGGUUUGAGGAGAGUGAUAUAGAUGCGUUUGAAGAGACUUGGAAGAAAUGGAAGGAUAGUAAACCAAAAGGUCCUGAAGCAUUUUCUCUUGAUCUUACUUUCCCCGGUGUCAAGCAUGUCUAUGGUCUUCCUGAACAUGCCUCGCCCCUGUCUCUUCCUGAUACCUUAGGCCCAAACGCACAUUACUCUGAUCCUUACAGAUUGUACAACGUCGACAUCUUCGAAUAUCUCGCCGACUCACCGAUGUCACUUUACGGAGCUAUCCCCUUACUUCAUGCCCAUUCUACCGAUCAUUCCGUUGGUGUACUCAAUCUGGUCGCAUCCGAUACAUUCGUAGAUGUCCGACAUGACACUGAUGCCGUGAGGACACAUUGGGUAUCGGAAUCCGGUAUCUUAGAUAUCCUCUUAUUACCUGGACCAAGACCUCAACAGCUCUUCGAACAAUAUGCUGUACUUACUGGACCUACAUCUUUACCCCCUCAAUGGUCUACAGCCUAUCACCAAUGUCGAUGGAACUAUAACGACGAAGAUGACGUUUUGCAGGUAGAUAGGAAGUUUGAUGAAGCUGAUAUCCCCCUGGAUGUGACUUGGUUGGAUAUUGAAUAUGCAGAAGAACAUAGAUAUUUUGAUUGGAAUAAUAAAUUUUUCCCUGACCCUGUUAAGAUGAUUGAUGCUGUUGCGAGUAAAGGUCGAAAGAUGGUAGCUAUCAUUGAUCCCCACAUCAAGAAAACCGAUUCGUUCAGAAUAUAUUCCGAUGCCAAAGAUUUGGAUGUGCUCAUAAAGAAAUCGGAUGGAAAUAAUUUCGAAGGUUGGUGUUGGACCGGAAGCAGUGUUUGGGUAGAUUUCUUUAAUGAGAAAUCUUGGACUUGGUGGACGAAAAUGUUCGAUUUCAAGACUUGGAAGGAUUCGACGAGCGCUCUAUUCAUCUGGAAUGAUAUGAAUGAGCCAUCCGUAUUUGACGGUCCGGAGAUCAGUAUGCCAAGAGAUAAUAUUCAUGCUGGGGGAUGGGAACAUCGAGAUGUACAUAAUAUCAAUGGUAUGAUGUUCCACAACCAAACUGCCCAUGCGUUAAUUGCAAGAGAAACGCCGGCCAAAAGACCUUUCGUACUUUCCCGAUCUUUCUUCGCUGGCUCGCAAAGAUAUGGCGCUAUAUGGACUGGUGACAAUCUCGGAGACUGGGAACACCUUGCCGGUGAGACCGCCAUGUUGCUCUCCAACAACAUCGCAGGGAUGGUUUUCAGUGGAGCCGACGUCGGUGGAUUCUUUGGCAAUCCAACAUCCGAGCUCCUGGUGAGAUGGUAUCAAGCGGGAGCGUUUAUGCCAUUCUUCCGAGCUCAUGCGCAUAUCGAUACCAAACGACGUGAACCGUAUCUGUUCGAUGAACCUAUCAGGGGUUAUCUGAGGGAUAUCAUCCGAUUGAGAUACCAAUUGUUGCCCGUGUGGUAUAAUGCUUUCCACGAUUCCAGUCUGACCGGUGUACCCAUCAUGAGACCUCAAUAUGCUGUCUUCCCAGAAGAUGAGCAAGGGUUUGCCAUCGAUGAUCAAUACUACAUCGGUGGUUCAGGAUUACUCUUCAAACCCGUUGUGCAAGAAGGUGCGGAGACAAGUCAAGUAUACAUCUCUGACGCUCAGCCAUACUACAACUACUUCACUCGUCAUCUCUAUCCUGCUCAUGCCCGCCAGACUGUCUCUCUAUCUACACCCUUGUCCACGUUCCCUCUCCUCAUUCAAGGUGGAUCCAUUGUCCCCUCAAGACAGAGAGUCAGAAGGUCAUCGCCUUUGAUGUGGCAAGACCCAUUCACAUUGACCAUCGCCUUAUCGAAAGAAGGUAAAGCUUCAGGUCAAUUGUACUUGGAUGAUGGUGUAUCAUAUGGAUACGAACAAGGAGAAUACAUCUGGAGGAAAUUCCAAUUCGACGGUAAAUCUUUGUCAUCGACUUCUAAGACCAAUACUCCAGCAUCAUCAGAAGAGAAAGGGGUAGUAUCGUACGAUGCAGACAACAAUACCUGGGCUCAAGCGGUCUCUCACGUCAAGAUUGAGAGUAUCAUCGUGUUAGGAUUGACCCAUAAACCGAAAUCCAUCAAGAUCGGUGGACAGGAAGUAGAUUGGGUGUAUGAGAAUGGAGUAGCUUCCAAUGGUAAGAAAGAAGGACAGAGUAGUUUGUUGAAGAUUAAGAAUCCUGGGGUGGGCGUAGUGGGAGAUUGGGAGAUUGCGUUCAGUUAG